Molecule: messenger RNA, 1601 nt
Organism: Astyanax mexicanus (Mexican tetra)
Lineage: Eukaryota; Metazoa; Chordata; Actinopteri; Characiformes; Acestrorhamphidae
Product: alpha-amylase-like
Exons: 10
Coding region: 24-1562 (512 amino acids)
Biological process (GO): carbohydrate metabolic process
Molecular function (GO): alpha-amylase activity; cation binding
Source: RefSeq, a predicted model, not a curated record
CUCUACUUCUUAACCAGAGGAAGAUGAAGCUUCUGAUUUUGGUAACUCUGCUCGGGCUGAGCUCGGCUCAGUUCAGCCCGAAUAUGAAGGAUGGGAGAACUUCCCUCGUCCACCUGUUCGAAUGGCGCUGGGCUGAUAUCGCAGCAGAGUGCGAGAGAUACCUGGCACCCAACGGCUUUGGAGGAGUUCAGAUCUCUCCUCCAAGCGAGAGCAUCGUGGUCACCAACCCCUUUCACCCAUGGUGGCAGAGAUACCAGCCAAUCAGCUACAACCUGUGCUCCAGAUCAGGAAAAGAGAACGAGCUGAGGGACAUGAUCACCAGAUGCAACAAUGUCGGGGUGAACAUCUACGUAGAUGCAGUCAUCAACCACAUGUGUGGAUCAGGUGGUGGCGCUGGCACACACUCCAGCUGUGGCACUUAUUUCAACGCCAACACCAAGGAGUUCCCAUCAAUUCCAUUCACAGGCUGGGACUUCAACGAUGCCAAGUGCAACACUGGCAGUGGAGAAAUCGAGAACUAUCAUGAUAUUAAUCAGGUGAGAAACUGUCGUCUGGUUGGUCUUCUGGACCUGGCCUUGGAGAAAGACUACGUUCGUGGUAAGGUGGCCGAUUACAUGAACGCUCUUAUCGACAUGGGCGUGGCCGGGUUCAGAGUGGACGCCUGCAAGCACAUGUGGCCUGGAGAUCUCAGCGCUGUUUACGGACGCCUCAAUAACCUCAACACCAAAUGGUUCUCAGGUGGUUCCAGACCCUUCAUCUUCCAAGAGGUUAUUGAUCUCGGUGGUGAGCCAAUCACAGCUGCUGAGUACACUGGACUGGGCAGAGUGACCGAGUUCAAGUAUGGCGCCAAGCUGGGAACCGUUAUGCGUAAAUGGAACGGAGAAAAGCUUUCCUACCUUAAGAACUGGGGUGAGGGAUGGGGAAUGAUGGCCUCAGAUAAAGCCCUGGUGUUCGUUGAUAACCACGAUAAUCAGCGAGGCCAUGGAGCUGGAGGAGCAUCCAUCGUCACAUUCUGGGAUGCCAGGCUUUACAAGAUGGCUGUUGCUCUGAUGUUGGCCCAUCCCUACGGAGUGACCAGAGUGAUGUCCAGUUUCCGUUGGGACCGUAACAUCGUCAACGGCCAGGAUCAGAACGACUGGAUGGGACCACCCAGCUACGGCGACGGCACAACCAAGCCUGUGCCCAUCAAUGCAGACAGUACCUGUGGAGACGGCUGGGUCUGUGAGCACAGGUGGCGUCAGAUCAGGAACAUGGUGAUUUUCCGAAAUGUGGUUGGAGGAGCGGUGUUCGCCAACUGGUGGGACAAUGGCAGUAAUCAGAUCGCUUUCGGCCGCGGUAACCGCGGUUUCAUCGUCAUCAACAACGACGACUGGACCCUGGACGCCACCCUGGCCACCGGCCUGCCUGGAGGAACCUACUGUGAUGUCAUUUCCGGUCAGAAGGAGGGAGGUAGUUGCACUGGAAAGCAGGUGACGGUUGGAAGUGACGGAAAGGCCUAUUUCAAAAUCAGCAACUCGGAAGAAGAUCCAUUUUUUGCCAUCCAUGCUGACUCCAAACUGUAAAUUAUUGCACUAUUAACAAUAAACCUUCUGCAAAUAAAA